AACCUGUUUCUGUUUUCGGAGAGCGCGCAUGCGCACUCAACGAUCAGCCUGUAAUAAAUAUCGCGUCGGUCGAGAUCGAAUAUGUUCUUGCGGUGCCUACAGUAGAAGUAGACUGCAGAGAUGACUCCACAGACAGUAGGUGUUUUAGGCCUCAUCCUAAGUGUGGUGCUGAUAGUGAGUGGUUUUCCUACUGAGCAGCCAGAAAAUGGGAAGCACUGGGUUGUCAUUGUGGCUGGAUCCAAUGGCUGGUACAACUACAGACAUCAGGCUGACGUUUGCCACGCCUACCAGAUCGUCCGUAAGAACGGAAUCCCAGAUGAGCAGAUUGUGGUGAUGAUGUAUGAUGAUCUGGCUAAAGACCCUAAUAACCCAACCCCGGGAGUGAUCAUAAACAGACCCAAUGGAACCGAUGUUUACAAAGGGGUGCUGAAGGACUACACUGGUGAUGAUGUGACUCCUCAGAAUUUCCUGGCGGUGUUGAAAGGUGAUGCAUCUGGUGUGAAAGGAGGAUCUGGGAAAGUGCUGAAGAGCGGUCCAAAUGAUCAUGUGUUUGUCUAUUUUACUGAUCACGGAGCCCCAGGUCUAGUGGCCUUUCCUAAUGAUGAGCUUCACGUAGAAGACCUGAUGGAGGCCAUCAAGUACAUGCACAGCAACAAUAAAUACAAGAAGAUGGUGUUUUAUAUUGAGGCCUGUGAGUCUGGCUCUAUGAUGAAGCCUCUUCCAGUUGACAUUGAUGUGUAUGCCACGACCGCAGCUAAUGGUAAGGAGUCCUCAUACGCCUGUUACUACGAUGAGGCCAGAGACACUUACUUGGGAGAUUGGUACAGUGUCAACUGGAUGGAGGACUCAGACGUGGAGGAUCUGAGCCAGGAAACACUCGCGAAACAAUUCAAGAUCGUGAAAGCCAAAACCAACACCAGCCACGUGAUGCAGUACGGAAAUAAGACGCUGUCCCACAUGAAGGUGGUUGCCUUCCAGGGUAACUCGAAAGGUCGCGUUGAGACGUCUGAGCCCAUGUCAUUACCUGUGAUUAAGGAACUUGACCUCAUAAGCAGUCCCGAUGUGCCACUUGCAAUCAUGAAGAGGAAACUUAUGAAAACCAAUGAUAUCAAGGCCGCCCACGUUCACCUGCAGGAAAUCAAUGCACAUCUGCAGGUGCGGGAGCUGCUUGCAAACACCAUGCGUAAGAUCGUAGAACACGUGGUGCAGGACAAAGAGGAAGUGCAGACUUAUCUGGAUGGGCGGGAAGAUCUCACACAGUAUGCCUGCUAUAAAACCACCGUCAAACACUACAAACAGCACUGCUUUAACUGGAACCAACAAGAGUAUGAAUAUGCUCUGAGACACUUGUAUGCUUUAGUCAACCUGUGUGAGGGAGGAUACCAGGCCAAUAGAAUCACACUGGCUAUGGAUCAUGUGUGUUACUUCAGACUGUAGAAAUGUGAACCGCUGAGGGCUUGUGUUGGAUGAACUUCACUUUGCACUAAAGAAUCUGACUGUGGGGAAAUCAUUAACAUCACACUGCGAUCGAAUCCUAGCUUUGGUUUUAAUCUGUUUGAAAGUGUUUUUAUGAGGAAUUUCACUUUUACAUUUUUAUUGUGAAUGUUUUACAGCUUUUAUAUUUUACUCAAAAGUGGUGUGUUUUAGGCUGCUGCCCACGAGAACUUCUAAAUCCUGACAACUUUUUUAUUCCCUGAGAUAUUUCUGCACCUCAGUGACAGUUAUUGUCAAUCGAGUAAUAUGUCGAGUGUAUAAACCAAACUAUUUGCAUGUCCAGCCUAGAAAUAAGGUUGAAUUCUAUAGGAUGUUAAAUGGAAACAAAGAUACAUUUAUUUAAACACUAGCAUUGUGCUACACAAUAUACUUGUUAUAUAUGUAUUGAGACAUGACAGUGCCCAUUUUAUCUUCUUGUGAAAACAAUGUAGCUUAAGCAUUUAUUGGUUGUAUACCUAUUACAGUAUAGAUAUAUAAUAUCGUACAUUAAGUACAAAACAAAUUAUUUACGUAAAAACGUGUGGUCAUACCUAACAAGAAGUGUCUUAAAUGACUGAGAUCAGCUCACAAAAACAGCUGCAGUUUAAGCAGUUAAUAAUCAGGUUUGUUUUGUGUGAUGACUGUAGUGUUAGGCUGGUUAUUUUGUCAAGUGCUCUGCAUUAAGACUAAAUUCAGGCCUCAUCCCUCUGAACUAAAGGAGGAGUUGUGUGUAAAAAAAAUUAAUUUUGUUUAGAUUUGGUACGCUGAUGGAAGGCAAGUUUGCACAGGUGACAAAUGAGCUAAAACUUCUGAAACUAUACUGAACUACUGUACAAGUUAUUCUGUCAAUAUUCUUAAUUUUUGUUAAGCAGUGUCAUUUGAUUUAAAAAAAAUUAAAUAAAUGUAUUAAGUCUUUGAA
Messenger RNA from Paramisgurnus dabryanus, 2392 nucleotides. RefSeq names its product legumain (gene lgmn). Gene Ontology annotation, biological process: vacuolar protein processing. Gene Ontology annotation, molecular function: cysteine-type endopeptidase activity. NCBI's taxonomy places the organism in Eukaryota, Metazoa, Chordata, Actinopteri, Cypriniformes, Cobitidae. The record is from RefSeq and is a predicted model, not a curated record.